Messenger RNA from Pan troglodytes (chimpanzee), 7568 nucleotides. RefSeq names its product interleukin 6 cytokine family signal transducer (gene IL6ST). Gene Ontology annotation, biological process: cytokine-mediated signaling pathway. The record is from RefSeq and is a predicted model, not a curated record. NCBI's taxonomy places the organism in Eukaryota, Metazoa, Chordata, Mammalia, Primates, Hominidae. Gene Ontology annotation, molecular function: interleukin-6 receptor activity; interleukin-6 binding. The transcript has 17 exons. Gene Ontology annotation, cellular component: external side of plasma membrane; signaling receptor complex; membrane. Bases 377 to 3133 code for a protein of 918 amino acids.
GCAGCGUUGGCCGGCCGGGGGCGCAGCUGGGCGGGAUUGGGGAGCGCCCCGCCCCGCCGCGGGACUGGGGUGGCGCGCUACCUCUGCGGAGAAGGAUCCGAGAGCGUUCCGGAGCCGGGGCGAGCAGCCAAAAGGCCCGCGGAGUCGCGCUGGGCCGCCCCGGCGCAGCUGAACCGGGGGCCGCGCCUGCCAGGCCGACGGGUCUGGCCCAGCCUGGCGCCAAGGGGUUCGUGCGCUGUGGAGACGCGGAGGGUCGAGGCGGCGCGGCCUGAGUGAAACCCAAUGGAAAAAGCAUGACAUUUAGAAGUAGAAGACUUCGCUUCAAAUCCCUACUCCUUCACUUACUAAUUUUGUGAUUUGGAAAUAUCCGCGCAAGAUGUUGACGUUGCAGACUUGGUUAGUGCAAGCCUUGUUUAUUUUCCUCACCACUGAAUCUACAGGUGAACUUCUAGAUCCAUGUGGUUAUAUCAGUCCUGAAUCUCCAGUUGUACAACUUCAUUCUAAUUUCACUGCAGUUUGUGUGCUAAAGGAAAAAUGUAUGGAUUAUUUUCAUGUAAAUGCUAAUUACAUUGUCUGGAAAACAAACCAUUUUACUAUUCCUAAGGAGCAAUAUACUGUCAUAAACAGAACAGCAUCCAGUGUCACCUUUACAGAUAUAGCUUCAUUAAAUAUUCAGCUCACUUGCAACAUUCUUACAUUCGGACAGCUUGAACAGAAUGUUUAUGGAAUCACAAUAAUUUCAGGCUUGCCUCCAGAAAAACCUAAAAAUUUGAGUUGCAUUGUGAACGAGGGGAAGAAAAUGAGGUGUGAGUGGGAUCGUGGAAGGGAAACACACUUGGAGACAAACUUCACUUUAAAAUCUGAAUGGGCAACACACAAGUUUGCUGAUUGCAAAGCAAAACGUGACACCCCCACCUCAUGCACUGUUGAUUAUUCUACUGUGUAUUUUGUCAACAUUGAAGUCUGGGUAGAAGCAGAGAAUGCCCUUGGGAAGGUUACAUCAGAUCAUAUCAAUUUUGAUCCUGUAUAUAAAGUGAAGCCCAAUCCGCCACAUAAUUUAUCAGUGAUCAACUCAGAGGAACUGUCUAGUAUCUUAAAAUUGACAUGGACCAACCCAAGUAUUAAGAGUGUUAUAAUACUAAAAUAUAACAUUCAAUAUAGGACCAAAGAUGCCUCAACUUGGAGCCAGAUUCCUCCUGAAGACACAGCAUCCACCCGAUCUUCAUUCACUGUCCAAGACCUUAAACCUUUUACAGAAUAUGUGUUUAGGAUUCGCUGUAUGAAGGAAGAUGGUAAGGGAUACUGGAGUGACUGGAGUGAAGAAGCAAGUGGGAUCACCUAUGAAGAUAGACCAUCUAAAGCACCAAGUUUCUGGUAUAAAAUAGAUCCAUCCCAUACUCAAGGCUACAGAACUGUACAACUCGUGUGGAAGACAUUGCCUCCUUUUGAAGCCAAUGGAAAAAUCUUGGAUUAUGAAGUGACUCUCACAAGAUGGAAAUCACAUUUACAAAAUUACACAGUUAAUGCUACAAAACUGACAGUAAAUCUCACAAAUGAUCGCUAUGUAGCAACCCUAAUAGUAAGAAAUCUUGUUGGCAAAUCAGAUGCAGCUGUUUUAACUAUCCCUGCCUGUGACUUUCAAGCUACUCGCCCUGUAAUGGAUCUUAAAGCAUUCCCCAAAGAUAACAUGCUUUGGGUGGAAUGGACUACUCCAAGGGAAUCUGUAAAGAAAUAUAUACUUGAGUGGUGUGUGUUAUCAGAUAAAGCACCCUGUAUCGCAGACUGGCAACAAGAAGAUGGUACCGUGCAUCGCACCUAUUUAAGAGGGAACUUAGCAGAGAGCAAAUGUUAUUUGAUAACAGUUACUCCAGUAUAUGCUGACGGACCAGGAAGCCCUGAAUCCAUAAAGGCAUACCUUAAACAAGCUCCACCUUCCAAAGGACCUACUGUUCGGACAAAAAAAGUAGGGAAAAACGAAGCUGUCUUAGAGUGGGACCAACUUCCUGUUGAUGUUCAGAAUGGAUUUAUCAGAAAUUAUACUAUAUUUUAUAGAACCAUCAUUGGAAAUGAAACUGCUGUGAAUGUGGAUUCUUCCCACACAGAAUAUACAUUGUCCUCUUUGACUAGUGACACAUUGUACAUGGUACGAAUGGCAGCAUACACAGAUGAAGGUGGGAAGGAUGGUCCAGAAUUCACUUUUACUACCCCAAAGUUUGCUCAAGGAGAAAUUGAAGCCAUAGUCGUGCCUGUUUGCUUAGCAUUCCUAUUGACAACUCUUCUGGGAGUGCUGUUCUGCUUUAAUAAGCGAGACCUAAUUAAAAAACACAUCUGGCCUAAUGUUCCAGAUCCUUCAAAGAGUCAUAUUGCCCAGUGGUCACCUCACACUCCUCCAAGGCACAAUUUUAAUUCAAAAGAUCAAAUGUAUUCAGAUGGCAAUUUCACUGAUGUAAGUGUUGUGGAAAUAGAAGCAAAUGACAAAAAGCCGUUUCCAGAAGAUCUGAAAUCAUUGGACCUGUUCAAAAAGGAAAAAAUUAAUACUGAAGGACACAGCAGUGGUAUUGGGGGGUCUUCAUGCAUGUCAUCUUCUAGGCCAAGCAUUUCUAGCAGUGAUGAAAAUGAAUCUUCACAAAACACUUCGAGCACUGUCCAGUAUUCUACUGUGGUACACAGUGGCUACAGACACCAAGUUCCAUCAGUCCAAGUCUUCUCAAGAUCCGAGUCUACCCAGCCCUUGUUAGAUUCAGAGGAGCGGCCAGAAGAUCUACAAUUAGUAGAUCAUGUAGAUGGCGGUGAUGGUAUUUUGCCCAGGCAACAGUACUUCAAACAGAACUGCAGUCAGCAUGAAUCCAGUCCAGAUAUUUCACAUUUUGAAAGGUCAAAGCAAGUUUCAUCAGUCAAUGAGGAAGAUUUUGUUAGACUUAAACAGCAGAUUUCAGAUCAUAUUUCACAAUCCUGUGGAUCUGGGCAAAUGAAAAUGUUUCAGGAAGUUUCUGCAGCAGAUGCUUUUGGUCCAGGUACUGAGGGACAAGUAGAAAGAUUUGAAACAGUUGGCAUGGAGGCUGCGACUGAUGAAGGCAUGCCUAAAAGUUACUUACCACAGACUGUACGGCAAGGCGGCUACAUGCCUCAGUGAAGGACUAGUAGUUCCUGCUACAACUUCAGCAGUACCUAUAAAGUAAAGCUAAAAUGAUUUUAUCUGUGAAUUCAGAUUUUAAAAAGUCUUCACUCUCUGAAGAUGAUCAUUUGCCCUUAAGGACAAAAAUGAACUGAAGUUUCACAUGAGCUAUUUCCAUUCCAGAAUAUCUGGGAUUCUACUUUAAGCACUACAUAAACUGACUUUAUCCUCAGACUAGCUGAAUGAUUUUGUGCUGUUUCAGGAUGUUUGCACUGAAGAAAAACAGAAAGCUUAUCUGAAAUUUAUAAAACUUUUUGUUUUGCUACAUGGAAAACAGAAGGUAUUUGACUAAUAAGCAGUGAUAUGCUUAGUGAGCACAGCUGUACUGAUUUUGAUUAGAAUAGUCAUCAGAGUGGCUUAGGGACAGUUAAUAUAAAAGAGGAGCAAGGUGUAGACCAUCAUCUACUUCUGCUAAAAUAACUUAAAAAGAGGUCCAUAGGCCAUAACUAUAUGAGCCCAGCUUUUGUAAUCUGACAAAAAAAUGAGGAGCAGCCUCGUGUAUAUCAGUGUACACAGUAUUCCUUAGGUCCCUUCCAUUGGUAGUGAUGCUGCGAGUUAUUACUGGAGAAAAGGAAUUCUAGAGCUUUAACUUGGCAGAUUAAAAGUACCCAUUUUUUAUUCAUCAAUAAUUAGUAAUCUCACUAGUUUUCAAAAAUUUGCAUAUUAUUGACAACCUCUUUGAAGAUGCAUUUCACAAACUCAACAGAGUGCCAUGAUAAGAGCUAGGGAUCCCCCAAACUAUCUCAAGCAUCUAAAAAAUUGCCAUUUUUAAAGGCUUAAAUUGUAGUAGUAAAGGGGAAAACAGGAAGUAGUAGUAAAGGGGGAAAAAAAGACAAUAAAGCAUCUAAAAAAUUGGCAUUUUAAAAGGCUUAAAUUGCUAAUGUGUAUAUAUAUAUAUAUAUAUACAUACACACACAUAUAUACACAUCAUUGACUUUUCUUAAGACUUAAGAGUACUGGGUAGAUGAACACUUUAUACAGUAUAUACAGCUUAAAUUUGUUUUGAGUAUUUUUUUUAUUUUUAAGUAGGCAAAGAUUUAAAUUUUUUUAUUUUUAGUAAAUGUUUGAGGCAAACUAAGACAACUUGGGCAAUAUUUACCAAAACAAAACAGAACCCCAAAAAAUGUACAUCUUGUUCUUAGCAAAUAUCGUUAUUGUAGAGACACUUAAUAAAGAGAUGGUAUUUUAAUGUCUGCAGUUCUGAGGUAGGGUGGAACUUAGUUCUACAUUGUGAUUUAGGAAUUUUUAGAACCUUUUUUCUUCAAGGGAGAAGUGACCCAGACCUCGAGUUUAGUGCUAAAGCCGCUAGUGUACUUAUGCUGUCCCCUAAUCACCACAUGCGAUAUGGAGGCAGAUGCUAAAUAUAGGGGUUUUCUUAGAAAGUAAGAGGAAAUUAGCAAGCGUUAUUAGUGAUUGACUACUGCUAUCAAGUGAAUUCAAAGGAAACAGGUUUUUAUGCCAUAUUUAAGUUACAGAAACCAGGCAUGCUUAGAAUAGUUUCUAGAGGUUAUUGGAGAAUAGAAAGCUAAGAAAACUUGGUAUACAUUUACAAUGGAAAUGUAAUUACACUUUUUACUCUCAGAAUAUUGUUCACAUUAGACUUCCUGUUUAUCUUUUAUAUUCUUGCAUUUAUAUAAUGCCUCAUCCUUUCAAAGUUCUUUCACAUAUUAUAUGAUCUUCUUUAUGAAAAAAAUAGAUGUUUCAUUCUGAUAUAUUCAGUUUCCCACUUUAGGCAAAAGUAGAUUAAUAGAAUGACGAAUUCAAAGUAGAUGAGGAAAAUCAGGCACAGAGAAGUAAAGGUAGGGAUAGACCCAAAUUUACACAACAAGAUAAUGACAUCUCCAGCUUUUAAGUUGAUCAUCAAAGGCUGGGCUGGAUUUGUCUUGCUGUAUGUGUCAGGAAAUUUAUACCUAUUACAUUUUCCAUUUUCUCAAAAUUUAAGUCACAUGACUAAUGUUUAGCUGCAACUUUCCUCAUAACAAAUAGUGUCAUGAAGAAUGUUGUAGUGUGAAGUUUGUACAUUUCAGGGUCAGAUAUACAAUGUGAACUCUUAAUCUACAGGAAUGAGAAUGGAGGAUCAUUGAAGGCCAUGAUAUAAACAAAUUUGCAUGUUGAAGCCUGUAUAAAACAUGGUACAGUGAGUGAAUAUACCCCCAUCCCCAAGAACACUUUAUACAUAUUAAAUGGAUAUAUGAUUACUGUGCAAAAAUUCAUUCUGGAAAUGAACAUAUAUUUGAGCACUAAUAUGUAAUGUACAUCUGCCCUAAGGAGAAAAUAAAUUAUAAAACUUUUUACAUUCAAAAUUACUUUCCCAAGCAUGUCUUAGAAUAAUCUAUGUGUUGAUGCAUGUAAAUUGUACUUUAGGUAGGCAAAGAAAUCUGGUUAUUUAUGUAAAAACUAGUCUAAUAAAGUUAGUUAGUGGCUUUAUCACUUUAAAUCUUUAGUGUCCAAAAGUGGUGUUUAAAGUAAUAGCACAUCAGAAAACCUUGUCUGGACAAAACUAGUUCACUCACUGCUUCUGCACCUGCAGUUGCUCCCUUUAGGGUUAUAAAAUAAUGACCCAAAUGUUACAUGUGUUGAUAUUAUAACUUGUCAGUUACUGAUGUCUGUGGUAUCCUACCCUCAUCUCUGAAAGGGAUAAUACUGAAUAAUUAUUAGAAAACUAUAAAACUUCACACUUUGUACCAUUAAAACCUAAAAUUUUAAUCUUGUCCUUUUUUACUAUGGAUCAGUCGGCACUCGGGAACAGCAGCAAGGAAAAAAAACAAAUUUCAUUCACAUGUUCUGUGUUCAUACCUCUUCUCUACCUAAUUGUUCAUUUAAAUUUCAGCCUUAUUCCUUGAUAAGGGAUUUUACCACAUGAAGUCAUCCAGUGACCCUAGCUCUUAUUGUGAAGUUAGUGGAGUAUACUUAGAAAUGUUACAACUUUAAAAUGUUACAAAACAUUUAUUAAAGCUCAUAUUUAAAGUAGAGCAUCUAGUUUGAGAAAUAGAAAUCAAUUAUUAAAGAUGUCUUUUUUCUACCCAUUUAACUAGUUAAAACCAUGACAUGUAAAUGUAGAAGUAGAAUAAUCAUAGAAUUCCCUAAAAUACUUCUGUUUACUAACAUAUAUUGACCAAGUACAUCAAGCAGGAGAGGUCUUCCUUCAUUCUGUUAUAGUCCACAUCAUUCUAAUUUUGCUCAGUUGUUAUUAAGAGCAUAUUCCUAAACCAUACACUUUUGUUUCAAUAAAGUUUUAUUUUGUUGAGAUGAAUAAAAUAACAAAGUUAUAAGCUACAUAAGACAAAAGUUCAAUUGUUCAAAAAAAAUUUACUGGGAUAGCUUUCUAUUAUAGGUAUUGUUAGAUUAUAUUGCGCCGAUAAGAUUACUUUCUAAAAAGUUUGUACUUUUCUGUAAAUUAAAAGAAUAUGGAGUCAUAAAAUGGCAAGUGUUUUAGGAUUAGCCUAAAAUUGGACAUUGUCAUUGGUUUCAAAGAAGUUAUGAACUAGCAGUCUUACAGCCUAAUUCUUCUUUGGACUGGUCCUUGGCAGCAGUUCCUUUUCAGACUCGAUAAACAGAAUUCAGACGAUGUAAGUCAAAACAAAACUUUACAAAGCCAAGUGUAUUAUCUUUUGCAUUAACCUAUUUUUUUCCAUCAUACAUGCUACUAGUAUGUGCAUUAGCAUGAUAGUCUCAUAUACAUUGCAUUAAAAAUUAAAAGGUGGCAGCUCAGGGUGAGCUCUUCUGUUGCUCAUUUGUUCCUAAAUUUUUAAGGGCUUUUUCUCAGUCAAUAGUUUGUACAAACUGGUUAGUUUAACUUCAUUACCCAUUUCAUUAAAGUUGAUGGGUCGUGUGAUGAGAUGCAUUUAAGGCCGAUAGUGAUAGAUGUUUUUUUUAUUUCUUGAACACAGGCUUUGUCUGAAUGAUGUUCUUUUAUCUCUUGAACACAAGCUUUGAAUGAUAACUACAGGUUUUAAGUGCUGUUACAUUAAUACCAUAAUGUGAUGUGUUAGAAACAAAGGGAUAUUUCAAAGGUAGAUAUUUGAAAAUUCUCUAGUCUCAAUAUAUAUGUGUAUUGAAUAUACUCUAAAAAUAAAUGUGCAAUUUGCUAGUAGGACAAUGCAGUGACUAGCAUUAGGUAUGUUUCUUUUAUAUCCUAGCUAUGUCCCACUUUCUUCUAAGUGCAAUCCUUUCAUGUUCACUUGCUGUUUUACCCCAUCUACUCUAACUUCAUUUGGAAGGCUUGUCUAGAGUAUAGCAUGUAUUUUUACCUUUGCAGUGAAUUGCAUGUGCUAAUUGUAACCACAGCUAUUUUUAUGUUGACAUAACUCCAAAUGUUAUAUGAAAUGUUCUAUUAUAUAUUAGCUCUAAUCCCUUAAGUAAAUUUUAAGAAAUAAAUACUUGUUCAAAUUUU